AUGACUGGCAUUGAAACUAACGACAAGUACACUCCAGCUCCUCCGAAAGCUACUCUCGGUCAAACCAACCUUCUACUAUUUCAACUACAAUACCACACCACCCUUACCAUCAUCGUCAACUACAACAACAAGAGCGGAGGCGGCGGAGAUCACAACAGCAACAGUGCAGCUACGGACAAGAAAGAAAGCUCCACGCUUACUGAAACAUCAGUCCCAUCUCAACAACAUCCAGCUCAACCUGGAAGUCAACCCAAGACUGAGGCUCCAGUAAGAGGCCAAAAGCUUAUUCACUCCAGCCAGAACACAAUGUUUUAUGCAAUCCCCAUCUCCCGCUACUUCAAACCGCCACGUUCUUCCAGCUAUGACCCAUGCUCUAACUACACCGCUCUUAAUGAAUUCUGGAGAGACAUAAAGCCAAACUUUUACAGCCUUUCCUAUACUACACAUGAUGACACCCUUGUUGAAUGGAGUGGCUGGUAUCGGCUGUAUCUGAAUGGACAAAGUGCCCAGAUGUCUGAGUGGUGUGUGAGCGCUACACACUGUGGUGGAGAAACUGGACUGUCUCUCAAUGGUUCUCAUCCCAGACUUGAGGAAGGAAUCGUGACCCGUAAAGUGGUGGGAACUAAUGAUUGGUGGUGGACAUGGUCAUCUUCCUCUUGUGGCAGCUAUAAAUCUAAAUCCAUUAGAGUCAAAGCUUGUCCAGGAGAUUACUACGUCUAUGAAUUUGUCAAACCUAAUACUACAAUCCCCAAGCCAAUGUAUUGUGCAGUUGCAUACCAAAACAUCACCAGUGACCCCUGCAACAACUAUCAGUAUCUGGAUCGUCCCUGGAGAGGCAACAAUGAAAGUGGAGAUGGCAUUUGUGAUAGAGGUUUCACAUGGAAUGGCUGGUACCGGCUCUUCUACUAUGGAAUGGACAUCCAGAUCCCAGAAACCUGCGUUCUUUCUGACAGAUGUAACACCUACAUCACUCUGACACUCAAUGGUCCUCACCCUCAGAUUGAGGAUGGAGUGGUGAUCAGGCAGGUCUGUGGAGCAGCUUACGACACUCGCUGCUGUGUCUACAAACCGAAGCCCAUCAGAGUGAAAGCAUGUCCGGGGAAUUACUAUGUCUAUGAACUUGUGAACCCAGACGUUUGGUGUGCAGGAUACUGCACAAAUAUUAGCACCAUUUCACAGCCGGCCACCACUAUAAGUCCAGUUUUAACCACUCUAUCCAGCAACAACCAGAAUUAUGACCCGUGCACUAACUACAAAACCAUCAACGACUACUGGAGAAAUGUAAUUGGUUAUGGGCAUACAAAUGGUCUCAAUGCUGAUUAUGAUGACACUCAUGGUAACUGGGAUGGCUGGUAUCGACUCUACCUUAAUGGGUUGAGCGCUCAGAUGCCUGAAUGGUGCGUGUCUAACAUGGCAUGUGGAGGUUUUAGUUCUCUCUGGCUUGGUGGAUCUCAUCCUCAGGUAGCAGAUGGAGUUGUUACUCGUGACAUUUACGGCUCCCACUUUGAGCAGUGCAGUUACUAUAGAUCUGACCCAAUCCAAGUCAAAGCAUGUCCUGGUAAAUAUUACGUCUACAAAUUUACCAAACCUCGACUUUCAAUCCCAGCUCCCGUAUAUUGUGCAGUCCGUUUCACCCCUCCAAGUGUCGACCCCUGCAACAACUAUAACAGUCUGAAUGACACUUGGAGAGCAACAAAUGUUUCCCAUGACUGGAACAUUAGAAAUUGUGAUAAUUUCCAGGGCUGGUACAGACUGUUUUAUAAUGGUCAGAGUGCUCAGAUGUCAGAAUCCUGCGUUAAUCAGUGUGGCACUCUUUUCCCAAUGUGGCUCAACGGCUCUCAUCCGCAGCUGGAAGAUGGAGUGUCAAGGCUUGUCCAGGAAAUUACUAUGUUUAUGAGUUUGCCAAUCAAAUAUUUUGUGGAGCGUACUGUAUAUCACAAGACUUGGUGCAGCCUAUUUAACAACGGCAACAACACCAAGAACAUCAACCACAGCAAUAACAACGUCAACAACACCAAGAACAUCAACCACAGCAAUAACAACGUCAACAACACCAAGAACAUCAACCACAGCAAUAACAACGGCAACAACACCAAGAACAUCAACAGCCAUUACUCAUGUUACAGUCUCUUCAACCACAACUACAACAUCAAGAACACCAACCACAGCAACAACAUCAAGAACACCAACCACAGCAACAAGUACACAAACCACAGCAACAACAUCAGGUACACCAACCACAGCAACAACAAUAAGUACACAAGCCAUACCAACAACAGCAACUACAGCAACAACAUCAAGAACACCAUCCAUAGCAACAACAGGACCCAGAGCAACAUCAUUAAGAACACAAACGACACUACCAACAAGGUAAUGUUUGUAAUUUUAUUUCCCACCUUAGGUGCUAUGGAUCCCUGUUCUGAAAUCAGUUGCUCUGAGGAUGAACACUGUGGGGAAAAACAUGGCGUUUAUGGCUGUUUAUGUGACACACAUCAUAACGAAUCACAUUCUGACUCUUUUGAUUUCUCAGAAAGCUGUGAAAGCAGCUCCGGCUUCAUGUCUGUGUCUCGCUGUCAGCUCUUUGAGGCUGGUUUUCCAGCUGAUACCCUACAUCUGAAUGAUCCCAGCUGCAGAGGAACCGUCCGCAACGGCAGAGUGGAGUUUCAGUUUGAUAACGAUGAACACAUCUGUGGGACAAAAGUUGUGGCCAAUGGCACACACUUCAUCUAUGAUAACUGUAUUCUGGGGACACCGAGGUUAGAAGGCUUCAUCAGCAGAGAGAAAGCUCUGAAGCUUUCUUUCAGCUGUGCUUACCCGCAAGCACAAACUCUUUCCAUGAAUGUGGAAAUCAACCCACUGGAGAGCAUUGUGCACAAGAGUCUUCCAGCGGGUGAAGGGAGAUACCGUGUUCGGAUGAUCCCUUAUCAGGAUGAUGAGUUCACACAGCCCUCCAAUGGAAGUGUGGAGGCAGAGCUGGACCAGGAGAUGCAUGUGGAGAUUCGUGCGGAGGGGGUCGACAGCCGCCAGUUUGCCCUGGUGAUGGACACGUGUUGGGCUACACCUGUGAAUGAUCCCGACUACAGUCUCCGCUGGGAUCUCAUCAUUCAUGAAUGUCCCAAUCCGGCUGAUGAAACAGUGGAUCUGCUGCAGAACGGCGUCUCAAUAUCCAGCCGUUUCUCCUUCAGGAUGUUCGUCUUCAAUGCAAACUCCAGCAGGCUUUACCUGCACUGUGCUGUUCACCUGUGCCUUCUGUCCAGCGACCACUGCGCACCGAGCUGUAACUCUGAGCCGCACAGGAGAGAGCGCAGGUCUCUGGAUCUUCACGACAGCACUUCCAUAUCCAUGGGUCCUCUAAUGCUGUCUGGAAGAAGAACAGAUCAGUGGGUGCCAGAAAAAGUGAUGGAGUCUGAGGCGUCUGGUCUUUGUGCUUCACUGAUGGCUCUGCUGGUUCCUCUCAUCAGUGUCUUCAUCAUCUUUUAGAGAAUUAUGACUGUAUAAUCUUAUAUUAAUGAAUGUGGCAUGGGAGCCAAACAGAUUGUGGGUUUCUAAAUGUGUGAUUUUUUUAUUGUAUUAUUGUCACAGCAGUUUUAUUUUGGGUCAUAAAUAUAAUUAUUAUUUCAUCAGUUAUAUACUAUCAUUAAUCACAUUUUACAAGUGAAAAUAACAACUCAUGUUUACUAGAGUCAUGCGAAAAACAAAAAAGACUCACUCCUGUUCUGUAAUCCCUCUUUAGUUUAAUUAAUCUUUAAUAAACUAAUAUGUUUGUGUAGCAGUUGAUGGAAGUGUUUCUGUAAAAGCCCGACUCACAGCAUGUCGCUACAAUAAUAUUGUGCAUUGAUGAUCAAACUGCUUUACUACAGUAUACACUGCAUUUCGAAU
This is a messenger RNA of Danio aesculapii, 3879 nucleotides long. RefSeq lists its product as uncharacterized. Gene Ontology annotation, biological process: neutrophil migration. The record is from RefSeq and is a predicted model, not a curated record. NCBI's taxonomy places the organism in Eukaryota, Metazoa, Chordata, Actinopteri, Cypriniformes, Danionidae. Gene Ontology annotation, cellular component: apical plasma membrane; cell surface. The transcript has 17 exons. Bases 1 to 3480 code for a protein of 1159 amino acids.